Molecule: messenger RNA, 951 nt
Organism: Hyaloperonospora brassicae
Lineage: Eukaryota; Oomycota; Peronosporomycetes; Peronosporales; Peronosporaceae
Source: the annotation of a GenBank genome assembly
AUGGAGUGGGAAGCGCAGUGUCUCGAGUGCGACGAAGUGCUGGACGACGACGACGAUCUGCUGAGCACGCAAGAGUCCGACCCUGGCCAGACGCACGGGUUCGGGCUCGGCGACGCGCCCUGGACGACUGAGCUGUCGGUCGAGAUGCAGAGCCUCGUGGCGCUCGAAGACCGCGACGGAGACAGCACGUACGGUGCAAUGCUGCGCCAAGAGCUCGUGCGACCGGACUUUGGCCGCGAGUACGAGUACCUCAAGUACCGGCGCGUGCUCGUGGACUGGAUGGCCGAAGUCGGGGAAACGCAUCUGCGCAUGCGCAAAGAGUACGUGCACGCGGCAGUGGGGUACUUGGAGAAAGUGCUGGCGCGGGACGAGGCCCUGCCGCGCAAGGACCGGUUCCAGCUGCUGGCGCUGUGCUGUUUGCGCGUGGCGCUCAAGUUCCUCGGCACGGAAGAAGAGCUGCCGCCGAUGGCCGAGUUCUGGGAGAUGGGGAACCGAAUGUACUCGUUCGACGAGAUCAACGACGCCGAAGCCGACGUUUUCCAAAAACUGGGCUUGCGACUGACAGGUGUGAUGCCGCUGCACUUUUUGCAAUACUAUAUGGGCCAGACCGUGCUGUUUGCCAACGACCGAGUGCUGGGAUCGGACCUCGUGGACGAAGCGCACGGAUACUACUGCAAGUACGCCGAGUUUUUCGUGGACCUGGUGUUGCAGGAGUAUGCGUUGCAGGUGUACCGUCCCUCCGUCGUAGCUGCUGCCAUCUUGGUAGCAUCCCGCAAGGCGUUGGGGGUCACCCCACUGUGGAGGGACGAACUGUCGACGCUCACUGGCUACGAUGAGCAGCAAGUGACGCCGUGCUUUCGAGCUGUCUGGCAGCACUUUGAAACGACCUUUGGUCCUCGAAGCAAGAAACACGAGCGGGACGAGUCCCCGUCCAGCGUGGCUGGGUUUUGA